GAUGGUAAUCUGUUUUCCUUUCGACUUACCUAACCUUUUGGAUGCUUUACCUCAAACACUCUAUUUAGGUUAAUUAACAAUCUAUAAUCUCUAAAGGACCUGGGCCCACAUGUAGUGAAGGGUAAAAAUGUAAAAAUAAAAUUCAAAAGAUGAAGGGCCAGAUCACCUUUAUGAAAUCAAAGGGGAAAACAGAAACACGGAAUUAAAUACAAUUCCUAACUAAUUCCUAAUUUAUUAUACUAGUUGUGUAGUUCACUAAACCAAAGUAAUUUUCGAACCUGAAGGCUGAAGCUUAGGAAGGAAGUUCACUGACAGAGAGGUCUCUUUACUCUUAUUCUCUUGUCUAUAUGCCAUAUGUGCUCUGUCCUUGCAUAUCUCUGCAAACCAGAGCUUCACUGCCAAUGUACGAGAUUAGUAAACAGAAAGGGAAAGAUCAACUACAAAGAUAACGUAGCAGGAUCUUCAUUAUUGGAUUGAGUUUCGAAUCGAGUUGUCCCAAAUCCAAGAUGUUCAAGGUGGGAAGAUGGAGGAAUGAGAAGAUCAAAGCUGUAUUCAGGUUACAGUUUGAAGCAUCUCAGGUGCCAAGUUCCAAAUUAAAGCUGAUGAUAUCUGUGGUUCCAGUGGAUGUUGGCCAACCAACAGUUAGACUGGGCAAAGCUGCGGUCCAAGAUGGGAUCUGUACAUGGGAAAAUCCCGUAUACGAAACAGUUAAACUCACAAGGGACACAAAAACAGGAAGAAUUCAAGACAAAAUUUACCAAUUUAUAAUUUCGACUGGAUCAUCAAAAUCUGGCUUCGUGGGAGAAGUGUUUGUUAACCUUGCAGAUUUUGUUGAUGCAACAAUACCAUCCACAAUCUCCCUGCCAAUUAAGUCCUCAAUCGCUGGAGCAAUUCUGCAUGUCAUAAUUCAGAAUAUGCACGGAGCUGCUGAUCAAAGGGAGCCUCAGAGGGAUAUUGAAGAAAGUAGAGCAUCAAUUGCACAGGACGGUAGCUUGCAUAGUCAAGACAGCAACUUUCAACUAGAAGGAAACAUGAUUUAUGAUACCCAUGAAGAUGAGUACUACAACACAGUUAACUCUCUAGACAAUGAAGGCGGGAAAAACACAAGGAACGUAAAUACGUUGAAUUCUCUAUUUGAACAGAAAGAAAAUAGAGACCUUCAGGAGAUCAUCAGUGACCAAUCACUCUACGAAAAUAAACCUGUAUCAGAAGUCCCUAGUCCUGUACACAAGGAACAUCAAAUGAGAAGACCCCUCACGCUGGAUUGGAGUUCAGAUGAUGAUAUAAUAAACUAUGUGGACACUAGUGAAAAUAUUUCGAGAGAGCAAGAGCAAGAGCCUCCCAAGAGUCUCGUUGAACAGCUCAAUAGAGAGAUUUUUUCUUUAAAGAGACAGGCAGAGGUAACUGAUAUAGAGCUAUUGUCAAUAAGGAGGCAGGUUGUGAAGGAAACCAAAAGGGCACAGGAAUUAACGGGCCAAGUGGUUAGGCUAAAAAAGGAAAGAGAUGGAUUCAGAAGGGAAUCUGAAAACAUAGGGUCAAAGCAAAAUGGAGAAAAUGGCGAACGUCCAAAGGAAAUGGGAACUCAGGGUAAGAAAUCGAGACACCGCCACAAUGAAGGUGAUGAAGACCUGGGUCAGGUAAAGGAUUUGAAUAGGACCCUUCGUUCACAGCUAAGGAGGACACAAGAUUCAAAUUCGGAACUAAUUCUUGUGGUGAGAGACCUUGAAGAGAAGCUUGGUAAAAAAGAGAAGGAACUAGCCAAUCUUAGCAGAAAAAUGAUAAGUGACAGGAAACAAGAAGAAUUUGAAAAUAUAGAUUCUGACCAUGAGCUGUUUGGUGACAAACAAGUAGAAGCAGCACAAAGUCCAAACAGAGAUUCUAGAGAAAUAAAGCUCUUGCAACAACAGAUCAUGAACCUGCAAGGUGAAUUAGAGGACCGUUUGAAAGAGAACGAAAAGCUUCAGGAGCAGAUAAAAAAGGUUUUCCAAGAUUGUGAGAUUGCGAAGAGGGAAAAUGAUGAUCUCUCUUCAAAGUUUAACCAGAAACAGCUAGAUUUGAUUAAGAAAGAAAGAGAGUGCACGCAUAAUAUGCGAACUGUAGAAGAACUUGAAUCUCACAUAGCAAGGUUGGAGAAAGUGAUUCAGAACCAAGCAGAAGAAUUCUGUGAAUCUUCAGAAACAAUUCAUGACCUUGAAACCCAAUUAAACAGCUUGAAGAAUGAACUGGAAACGCAGGAAGCAGAAUUUGAAGAUGAGCUUAAAGCAAUGAACGAUGCAAAAGUUGAGCUCGACCAAAGAACCCUCCAAGCAGAGGAGAACUUGAGAAGAACAAAACUAGAUAAUGCUUCAGCAGCCCAGAGGCUACAAGAGGAGUUUCGAGAACUUUCUGAAGAAUUAGAAAUAAAGUUCAAGGAAAAUGAAAUUUUGACCGCAACAGCAGAAGCUGAGGCCAGGGAACUACGUCUUCAUGUGAACACUCUUGAAGAAAAUGCAGAGAAAGCUACCAAAGAACUUGAGCUAGUUCAAAAUCGAUGUAAAUCUGAGGUGGAAGCGCUUUCAAGACAGUUGAAAGAGAAAGAGAGCGAACAUGAGCAAGUAGUACUCGCACACAGAGAUGAGAUUCUGGAGCUUAAAAGUAUCAAAAAGAAAGUAGCCGACAAAUGUGAAGCCUUGUCAAAAGAGAAUCAAUCACUCAGAAUGGAAGUCGAAAGGCUUACAGAAGAAAAUUAUUACUUCUCAAAGAAGUUAGAAGAGAUGACGACACUUGUUGAUGAGACAAAUAAGUCUUUUCAGGAAACGAAGAGAGACAGGGAAGACCUAGAGACUAAAUAUACCUUGGCGAGGGAAGAAAUUAAACAAGCACAAGAGGAACUGAAAAUCCUAAAUUCCUUGAAAGAAAAGGAAGGUGUGAUGGCUGAAGUGCAAUCAGAAUUAGAAACGCUCCAAGUUAGGCACAAUGAAUUGAAAAACCGACUGACUGAAAUGAAAUUGGAGAAUGAGAACCUCAGAAAGCAACAAACCAGGCAGAAGGAAAAUCUACAGAAGAAGGACCAUGAGAUAUCACACUUAGAGAAGGUCAACAACGGCAGCUCCAAAGAGGUAUCUGCUCUUAAGGAGAAAGUAAAACAGCUUAAGGCAGUCAGACCCUCUGGAAUAUCUGCUGAGACGCCUGAGAGUGGUAGCAGGAUGGAAGAAAGAAAACAUAUGGCGAAAAAAACACAGCAGUCAGCAACUUCAGUCAAGUCAUUGCAAAACGAGGCCAGCAGAAUAGCAGGGGAAAGAAGAGAAACAUGCAUAGAAAAGAAAGUCUCUGAUUCUCAAACCAGUGAUAUUCUAACAGAAUUGACGUUACUGAAAGAGAAGAACAAAAUAAUGGAAGAUGACCUCAAAGAAAUGCAAGAGAAGUAUUUGGAGGUCAGCCUGAAGUUUGCAGAGGUUGAAGGUGAAAGGCAACAACUUGUAAUGACCAUUCGCAACUUAAGGAAUGGGCAGAAGAAAUAGAUUUUAAUACUAGACAUAAUUUAGAUAGAAAAUGGAGAGAAACAAUUGACAGAUAUGAUUAUUUAUAUUGUGCACCAAGAAGAAAAACCACAUUCAUUAUUUAAAUUCUUUAGUCGGAUGUAAAGCUUACUAUAUGUCUUCUUAUGUUAGUAAAUGGUGAUUUGGCUUCCUGGAAACGCCAAAACUCUGUCAAUGACUGAUACAGUUCUGGUGGUCCAUCCUUAUCUAACACCCCUGUGAGGGUGGAGUUGGCGGCUGGGAAUAGUUAGGCAAAGUAUCUUCAAUAUUAAUGAUUAAUAUUUUGCAAGCA
This is a messenger RNA of Spinacia oleracea (spinach), 3810 nucleotides long. RefSeq lists its product as uncharacterized. The transcript is spliced from 8 exons. Bases 507 to 3500 code for a protein of 997 amino acids. NCBI's taxonomy places the organism in Eukaryota, Viridiplantae, Streptophyta, Magnoliopsida, Caryophyllales, Amaranthaceae. The record is from RefSeq and is a predicted model, not a curated record.